Molecule: messenger RNA, 423 nt
Organism: Thlaspi arvense
Lineage: Eukaryota; Viridiplantae; Streptophyta; Magnoliopsida; Brassicales; Brassicaceae
Source: the annotation of a GenBank genome assembly
UCACCGGCGAUCUCCGUUAAUCAGAACUCUUCCCGUCGCCGACAUGGCGAUGACUAUCGAAGACUCGCUGGACUUGCCUUCAUGUUUUCAUCUAGUAUCCUCCUACAGAUCCUGGCAUGCGCAAUAUAUGGUAACUGGUGGCCAAUGCUAUCAGCACUCAUGUAUGUGGUUGUGCCUAUGCCUUGUAUGUUCUUUGGAGGAGGCUCAACUCAAUUCCUAAUCAGUCGAGAUGGUGGAGGGUGGAUAGAUGCAGCUAAGUUCUUGACAGGAGCAUCGACGGUGGGGAGCCUGGCGAUUCCGAUCAUCUUAAGGCACGCACAGAUGAUCGAGACCGGUGCAAUGCUCAUAGAAUUCACAUCCUUCUUCAUAUUCAUAUGCACCGUCAUGUGUUUUCACAGGGCUAGCCUCGAUGAUGAUUGGUAA